AUCAGUAGUGGUUAAUGUGAUCAUGUCAAGUAUACGUGCAGAUAUCAACCAUCUGUCGCUCUGUGACAAUGGUAUAAGGUCUACAUUUUGACUAGAAGAAACUGGAUCCAUCUCGCAGUAUGCUACCAAAGUAAUAAACAAGCUACGUUUAACCAAAAUUUUGGAAAAUUGAAUUAAAUUGUGGAAAUUCGUUUUAUCAUGAAAUUCAAUAAGUAUCAGUAUUCUUCAUGCAUUGAUCCCAAUAGAACCAAUAGUUCAUUAAAGGAACAUCCAGAUAUGAAACUAUCCUGUUAUUAUCAACUCCCAAAUCAAAACUUUUUUAAAUGUUUCUGUACAUCCAUUUGUUCUGCAACGAAAAGACUUGAUAUGAAGGGGAGUGUUAUAAGUGAAAAGAUCAGGAGACAUUUUCAAGACACGGACAUUCCAGCUUUAUUAAUCUUUUUAAAAAAACAUCCAGAUAUUAUUCAUAUUAACUUAGCAAAUAACGAUAUCUCAGACACUGGCUUUAUGAAUUUGCUUGAUCAUGUACUUCUAUAUAAAAGCGUAGAGAACCUAGAUCUUCAGAAUAAUAAUAUUACUGAGAAGGGAACUAAUUAUUUAUUGGCAAGAGCAGAAUAUCUAGAAAUAAAGUAUCUUAAUUUGAAAGCAAAUAAAUUUGGCGUUCAAGCAUCGAAAAAUGUGGCAACGUAUUUAUUAAAAAAUAAACAUAUAGUUGCUUUGAAUGUUGCCGAGGUAGACCAGUCUGCCAGCAGUUUAAUAUAUUUUGUAAUGGGUUUGAGUUCAGAACAAGAAAUUUCUAAUAAUACUUUAAGAGACUUGGAUAUCAGUAGACCUAAUCCAGGAUUCAUGUAUUACUUUGAUUCCGUUCAUUUUGCCGAUGUUAUUGGUCAUAUGCUCAAAAACAAUACCUGUCUGAGGGCAUUGCAUCUGCAGAAAUACAACUUCAGUUGUCAUGAUAUUGAAAACAUGAUGUCCAAUGCAAAGUACAAUAAUACAUUGUACUUGCUAGAUUUGGGCAAUAAUAAUAUAGGCGAUCACGGAGUUGAACAUAUUACCAGCUGGUUGAUAAAACGACCGGCUUUGAAGACACUCAUCUUAUGUAGGAAUAUUAUAACGGACCAUGGUGCAAGAAGUUUAAGCUUCACCCUUCCAUUUUCAAAAAUUCUGGUCCUUGAUAUCUCUUACAAUAAAAUGACCGAUAAUGGCAUAGUAGAUAUCUUAAAUACCUUGAAGAAGAGUCCUUUGUUGCGACAGUUACGAAUAUUUGGCAAUUGUAUAGGCCAUCCAGCUGCAAAAAUCAUCAAACGCAUGUUGAUGUUCCAAGUCCUAGAACAAGAGAACAUUGAUGUUAGACCAUACAGAGUCGAUCACAAGUGGUAUUUUGCAAGAUACGAAGGAAGUAGAUGCAAAAAGGAAUAUCAUGAUAUUCCAUAUGGUCUCCAUUUCAACGCGCCACGACCUCCGACUAAAAUAAAUCGUCCAAAUAUGAAAUAUUAUAAAUAUACAUACACAAAAACGACUGAACUUAAAGUGCAACAUUCGAUUAUAACUAUCAUUUCAAGAAUAUUAAGCAGACAACAUGUUCAAGAUUGUAAAUGUUGUUAUUGUAUAAAAUGUGAAGCUCCACAUUUUGAUGAGUUGUGCAGAGAUGCUAACCAUCCAGAAGAUUGCACUUGCUGCAAAUGCAAAGCAGAUAGUGAGAUUUCGAUAGAUAAAUCAAUCAUAGACAGACUCGUACCUGUUAUUGAUGUUAUGAAGAGUAUCUCGUAUAUUUUGAAACGAGUGAAUUGUGAAGUUCAAGAUAAGAUUGUGCGGUGGGUUAAUAUUAACGAAGACAUAUUGGAAGAGGACUUGGAAACUAUCGCUUGUAACAGAGAAGAUGUGAAAACUUCUUCCGAAGACACUGUUUUGUGUAACACCUCUUGGGUGCAGUUGAAUAUGCCUACUCUGCAAAAAUAUUUGCAACAAACUUCAUCAAAGAAUGUACUCAUUGUACCUAAAAACUAUCUUGUAUAUUCAAAUAGUGCUGAUGAAAUGUCUUCUCUACAGUAUUGUCCAAAUAAGAGUAUGUAAGUUUCCGGAGAGGUAAGGGCAGCAAAUUGUAUCUAUGGAUUCUUUUUAAAGUAUUUUUUUAUUAUAAACCAUUUCUAGUUACUUAUUUUUAUACCAGUACAAACUGAAGGUUUGUAAUAUAGAAAAAUAUAAAACAGAACGAACUUAUUGUAUUUUAUAUUAAUUCUCUAGUUUGUCUUUGACUUCUUCUCAAUUUCCUUUGUCUUCUCUUUAUUGCUUCUGGCAUUUCGACGUCCAUCUAUCAACAUAGCGCGACCGUCAUCCUGUUUGGUUUCCACUGUGUUCUCUGGUAACAGUUGGUUGGAUUCAAUUUGACGAGGUGCCUUAUUGCUCUGCAUAAGAUCAUCUGCCUCGGAGAAGGUUGGAUUGUUCGAUGCGUUAUCCUGGUUUCCCAAAGAAUCUUCUACGAAUUGGUAACCAGCCUGGUGCAUGGAAUUAGCAUCCCGGAAAGUUUGAGGAAAAGCAUUGAUGGUGACUCCUUUUGUUGCGUACGCAUUGUCGACCAGAUCCCUACUGGCAUAGGAACUAGGGAUACCACCUUCCGAUCCUUGGACGUACAUGUUUUGAUAGAUUGUUUGUUGGCUGAGCUCUGGACGAACAUGAAUAUGAUGAGGGUACUUCACUUUAAUGUGAUUGUGGGUUCUUGCUUGAGGGCCCACCUUUACGUCCACGUUAUCCUGUGAACAAUUAACAUCGUUAAUCAAUCAUCUUGCUAAGGCAUGAUCAAUGGAGGCCUUGCAUAUGUUGAAGAGUACGCGAUAGGAAGCAUCUUCAUUGCCAUUGGUUCAAUUCCAGACUCACUGAACAUAGCUAAAUUUUGCUGACAAGAACAUGGAUUGAGGAAACCGUGCAUAGGAUUGGUGCAGGGUACCAUUGAUGGAACUUGAACAUAGGUAGCCAUUUGUGGCUGUUCAGGUUCAGAUACCAACAUCAAAUGCUCGUGGCAAGUAGGAGCAACUGGUAAGACCGUCAAUGUUUCCUGAGGCUCAGGUAGAGGCUCUGGAAUUUGCUCGAUACGCAUAGGUUUCUGUUCUUCGCCGGUUGGCUUAGGUUUAGGCUUUGGCUUUUGAAUAGUUUUAAUUACUUUUGUCUGAGGAACUGAUUGAAUGAUGUUCACUGCUGGUGCUGGUGCUGGAGCACAAGGUUGUGGAGGAGACUGUACUAUCUGAAGGGUAUGUAUAGGAGGUUGAACCAUUUGUUGAGGCAUCAUUACACUUGCCUGAGGUAAAGUUUGAGCAACAGGUUGAAGGUUUAGAGUUUGGAUCGGUUGAGACUGAGUAUGCAAAGCCAUUGGGAUAUUCUGAACACCCAUUUGAUUUUCUUUCCAAGAAACUUGGGCUGGUUGAGAUGCUUCUGAUCCUAUUUGUACGCAGAAUGUUGAUUUCUUCGAUCUAUCUUUAUCCUCACCAGCUUCCUCGAUUUUCAGGUCCGCCUUUUUGGAUUCUGCCUUCACAUCUUCAGCCAGUGACUUCUUCUCAAUGGUCUUAGGAGCUGGACCAGCUUCGAUCAGCGCGACACACAGGAAUAGACACAAGAAACACGCGUUGAGAUGCAUGGUUGAUAAUUGCAUCGACUUGAAGACUUCUGAAAUUUGACUGACGACUGAUCGAUUGGAUUUCGUUUUUAUAGGCAUUCCGUGACACAGAAAUUCUUUGUGCGAACCCAAUUUUGCAACCUGGUGCCUCACGCAAUGAAAUACACAUUGCUGACAAUACAGAUUUCACAAUUGCUAUGCAAGUUUCGUAUAUUCUUAUAUUAAUACAAGUAUUCCAAUAAAAGUUGACAGGAA
Osmia lignaria (orchard mason bee) is the source of this 3862-nucleotide messenger RNA. RefSeq lists its product as uncharacterized. The record is from RefSeq and is a predicted model, not a curated record. NCBI's taxonomy places the organism in Eukaryota, Metazoa, Arthropoda, Insecta, Hymenoptera, Megachilidae. Gene Ontology annotation, molecular function: protein binding.